Beta vulgaris subsp. vulgaris (sugar beet) is the source of this 801-nucleotide messenger RNA. RefSeq names its product major pollen allergen Ole e 10-like. The record is from RefSeq and is a predicted model, not a curated record. The annotation marks the transcript as partial. The transcript is spliced from 4 exons. NCBI's taxonomy places the organism in Eukaryota, Viridiplantae, Streptophyta, Magnoliopsida, Caryophyllales, Amaranthaceae.
CUUAGAUGGCAGAAGUUAAAAAGGGUAAAAAGAGGUCACAGUCUUAGUCUCUCUGUUAAACUGUUCCUCCUAUUUCUUGCGCUGCAGCAGCAGGUGGAGUUUGGUGAGGGAGUGUGGUGCGUGUCUCGUAGCGGUGCCAGCGACGAUGCAUUGCAGUCAGCUCUUGACUACGUUUGUGCAGCGGGUGCUGACUGUACCCCCAUUCAGCAGUCUGGAUUAUGUUUCCUCCCUAACACUCCUCAGGCUCACGCCUCCUACGCCUUCAACAGCUUUUACCAGCGCAAUCAUAUGUCUGCUUCUUCUUGUGACUUCUCCGCCACUGCCACCCUCGCUCAAACUGAUCCCAGCUAUGGAUCUUGCAUCUACCCUGCUUCUCCAAGGUACAUAUAUGAUAUAAUGAUCUGGAUCAUCAUCAAGUUGCCGCCCUUGCAAGUUGCUUUAUCCCUGGAGAUACGUCAAAUGAGCAGAUUCAUCUGCGAGCGGAACUUGCAAAACCCUUACAGCAACUCCAAGACAGUGCACGAAGAAUAGCACAGUGGUCAUACAUCAUAUUGCAGAACACUUGAGUGCUUGUUGCUUACUUCAGCUAUAGUUGCACCUUAUUGAAGUAUUUGGAUUGCAUUGGAGGCUGGUGCUGCAGUUUGGUGCAUGGGAUUCCAAAAAAUCUGAUCGCCUUAUAACAUUUAAGGAAUAUGUUCAUAUGGAUAUAUUAGUUUACCUUAAUGUUAAUUGUUAUUUAUUUGUACUAUAUCUUGUAUUUAUGAACAAAAAUAUUAGAAAUGAAACUUUUAUCUACAUGUA